Messenger RNA from Athalia rosae (coleseed sawfly), 4402 nucleotides. Its product is annotated as muscle segmentation homeobox-like. Gene Ontology annotation, biological process: neuron differentiation; regulation of transcription by RNA polymerase II; multicellular organism development. Gene Ontology annotation, molecular function: DNA-binding transcription factor activity, RNA polymerase II-specific; RNA polymerase II cis-regulatory region sequence-specific DNA binding. Gene Ontology annotation, cellular component: nucleus. Lineage: Eukaryota; Metazoa; Arthropoda; Insecta; Hymenoptera; Athaliidae. Bases 635 to 2596 code for a protein of 653 amino acids. The record is from RefSeq and is a predicted model, not a curated record. The transcript is spliced from 3 exons.
AAGUCAGCCAGCAGACGUGCCUCGGCAACCAAGAGAUCAACUAGGUGCCCACUGCACGGAACGACAUCGUGACACAACCGGGUCCGACAAACGUGUAAUCUUCGGGGUCAAAGAGAAUAUCAUUCGCUUGUAAACAUCGCGUUUGUCACAUGACAUUUCCGGUAAUUAUCGACGCGCAUCACUCUGGUCGUUGACCCUUCAUCGAUUUCGCAAAGUGUCGUUUCGAGUUAUUUCGCGAUUUUUUUUUUCAACCCUUAGUGAUUAACAUUCGAGUGAUAUAUUGUAACGAAUUCAUUUCUAAGUAUACUGAAUAGGACGGUAAGAUAUAUAAUCGAACGAGUGAACAGUGUAUAAAUUAUCAACUUAAUCAGCCGGUUGUAAUCAUCUGAAAACCAAACAAGAUGAUACCAUCGCCGCUGAAUUGAUCACGAGCUCGAUCCUGAAGAUUCGCUGAAAAUAAGGCCUGGUAUCGAAGACACAUCGGUCGCUAUGUAAGAAAUCGAAGGGGUCCUGUUGAAAUCUCGAUCCCAUCGGGACGUGUAAAUAACUACCUACCUGAAGAUGGAAGAAUCAAUGGAAACAGGAUUGGCGAUAAACUGAAGUUGGAUUGGUCCGGCGGGUCGAUUGAUCAGAGAUGUCAGGUGCGAUACCGGAUACGAUGCAGCUUCUAGAGUCUCGGGAGCUGAGGAGAUCGAGUUCUGUUUCCGACCAUCUUCGGGAUAACCAGGACCAGACUGAGAUGAGCGAUUGCGAGAGCGACACCAGCGAAGUUCUGAGCGUUGGUAGCGAAUCGACACCGGCAGGUUUGAGUCUCGAGGUGGACGUCGACGUCGACGUCCGAAUCGGCAAUGGUGGGGUCGACUCGUGUACAAGAUUCGACGGCGUAGCGUCCGCACUUCCGGAAUCCGAAUUACGCGAGGACACGAGCAAUACCCGAACAUCCACAACGUCUUCCCCCCCUCGUUCCCCCGCCGCUUCGCCAGCCUCGUCGAGUUGCACGGAUCACACCAGUCAUCAAAAUUAUUACAAUUCACUUCAAAGAAGCGGCACGUCCAGGAUACCGAGUCCGGGUUACAGCAGCCAUCCUCCCUCGUCUCCAGCGGCUUCCGUCAGAUCACCGGCGUCCUCUAGCAUCACAGCGUCUUCACCCGGAAGACCGGAGAUGCCGGAAGCAGUCUCUUCGACUCGUUACGGUGUCGGUAGUGCCGCAAGUUCCCACUCGCAUCAGAUUCUCGGUGCGUCUAGGUACUCGAGGGACUCUUCGGAAGCAUUGCAGGAAUUUCCUGCGAGGAUUGCGGCCUCCUGUCAUCCGGCGCUUCAAGGACACGACGUCAUUUAUCCCGGGGUCGAAAGGGCGCUUCAUAGGACUCCGAUAACCGUACCCCUCGUUACGAGGCUCUCCUUAUCGCCACCGUCCGUCGGUCGACCGUCACUCGGGGUAGCUGCCGCAGCUGCGGUAGUCGCAGGUUUGCAAUCCUCGUCGCCGGUUCUUCAUCCGGGAAUGAUUUUACCCCAACAGCAACAACUUUUGCACCAAAAUCACGUGCCGCCUCACACUCCGGUCGGUCCUCCACAUCCACACUUGCCGAUUCAGCAGCAGCAACAACAACAGAUCGCAUCUAUCGGUGCCUCGACGUUACAUCAUCAUCUGAACAAUCAAGCUCAGCAUCGACUUCCGGUCAGCAAACUCCUUCAAGGUUCUUCACCGCCGCCAAGAGAAUCCAGCCCUCUUUCACCCCGCGAUACCACAGAUAACACGACGACGACAACGUCUUCGGGAAUUCGAACACCCGCGGUACCGGUAGCAACGAAUAAUCGAAGUAACAACAAUAACAACAUCAACAACAACAACAACAACAACAAUAACAAUAAUCUUCAGCAUCAGGGUAACCUGAAGUUUAGCAUAGACAAUAUAUUGAAAGCCGAUUUCGGCAGGAGGAUAACCGAUCCGAUAUCCCUGAAGAAAUCGCGACCUAAAAAAGUGGUGCAACGUCCUAUUGACCUGACGAAAGACUUUUUAGAAUCGUCGUCAGAGUCUUCCGAGAGAAGUUGCUCCGAACCAUCGACGACAUCAGCAUCGCCCGGGGGAACCAACAAGACCACUACCGGGGCUUCUGUUCCCCCCGGAAACAACACAGGAUCAGCCGGAACCGGAACUCCCGAUCCUGGAAAGCAGAUUCUUUGGCCGGCGUGGGUCUACUGCACGAGAUAUUCGGACAGGCCUUCUUCUGGACGAAGUCCUCGGACACGUCGAGUAAAGAGAUCUAACGGUGACAGUCGAACGACAGGUUCAACCCCCGAGGAAAAACGUCCUCGGACAGCUUUUAGCGGCGAGCAGUUAGCCCGUCUAAAGCGAGAGUUUGCCGAGAACAGGUACCUGACCGAGAGGCGAAGGCAGCAGCUUUCAAGGGACCUGGGUCUGAACGAGGCGCAGAUUAAAAUCUGGUUCCAGAACAAACGAGCGAAGAUCAAGAAGGCUAGCGGUCAGAAGAACCCCCUCGCUCUACAGCUGAUGGCGCAGGGUCUCUACAAUCAUUCAACCGUUCCACUCACGAGGGAGGAAGAGGAACAGGCAGCCGAAUUACAAGCCAAAUGACAAGCGUAGAAUAUUAUUUUAUCACUUAGCUAACGUAUUUCGUAGAUACGGUUUAACUUCUUACACUAUAUGUAAUACAUUAUACAAAUGAAUGGCUACACUCGACGUACUCAUCAUCAUUCGCAUGGAAACCCGUUGUAGAGAAUUAUCGAAGAGAGAGAGAGAGAGAGAGGGAUGAAGAGAGACCGCGAAGAUUUCAUCAAUUUCCAUCGAAAUAUUGGAUAAAUUUCUUCUUUUUUUUUUUUUUCUUCAUUCAUCAUCCACGUGACGACGUGUAGUCGGUCUCAAAGAUGUGACAAUUUUUUAUACACAUGUACCGUUUUCUCCUUUUAUCUUUUUUUUGUUUUUUUUUUAUCGAUUCUUCGUACAGGAUAACAAGUCGAAUUCAUCCUGGAGGCUAUAUUUAUUUGGAAAUGAAGAAAUCUAGUCCUAAUAAUAUGCUCUGCAAAUUGCCCCACCCCCCCUCCCCCCCCGACCCCUUCCCACUGCGACACCCUUUAUAAAAUUAGCCAUUGCCGAUUUUCAGGUGUGUACAAAAUUCGAGUAAAAUAAAAUAGUCUCGUGCCAUCGUCGGUCAAUUUAAAGCAUAGUUUUUUUUAUUUGAUUUUCUUUAUUUCGUCCAAAAUGAAUUCCGCGAUGACAGAUAAUAUGUACAACCGAUGUAAUAUGUACUUUAAAUUUAUCUACACUAAUUAUUAUGAUUUCCUUAAAGAACCGUAUAAAUUAAUUAUUUAUAAUGUAGAUAAGGAAUUAUUGAUUCUCAAAUCGAUCUCUGGGUAUAUAUCAUUUCUUUCCUUUUUUUUUUUUCUUUUGAUUUACUUAUUUGCGCCGAUGAUAUAUUUAUAAGCAAAGAGAAAAUAACUAAUAAUAUUAAAAUUACUACUAAUAAUCGUAACUAUGGUAUAAUGACAACGCGAUGAUAUUAACAUUAAUUUAUUGUAAAAAUGUAAAUUAUAUGAAAUUAUACAUAUAUACAUAUACAUAUAUAUAUAUAAAUAUAAGAUAUAUAGUGUUUCAUGACAGGCGUGAUUUUGCAACGUGCAAUAAAUUCUAAUAAUUAUUUAGGCAUACAUACUACACGUUAUCCAUAUAUAUACAAAUUACCUACCCCGCUGAUAAUGUGAAUUUUAACGAAUACAUGAGAAUAGAUAAAUAAACGAGUUAACGAAUGAUAUGAGAUUGACAAACGAGCGAUUGAAGAUAUGAAUAAUAAGAAGAACAAUAAAAACAAUAAAUCAAUGAAUGAAUGACUAAGCGAAACAAAAAAAUCGAACUAACAGUAAACGGACCUGUAUAUAUCAUAUUGAAAAUUAUUAUAAAUAGUAGCCUAUAUAAUAUAAUAUAAUUGUGUAUAAUAUCUAAAUCAGCGAGAUAAUAUUGCCUAUAGACUGUGUAAAAUUAAACUUAGUUAUUUAUUUACAUAAUAUUAUUAUACAUAUUUAAAAAUAAAAAUAUUAUAGAAAUGAUGAAUCUGAGGAAGAAUCUACACACUGCGGUACACGCAUACAUAGAAAAACAUUCACACACACGCGUAUACAUACACAUACACAUGAUAGUUAUAAUGUAUAUAUACAUAAAUACAAAAAAGAUAAUACAUGUAAGAUUAUUUAAAAAUCAAUUAAAUAUUACCAGUAUCAAGUUAUUAUCAAUCCGAACGCCUAUGAUUAUUCAAAAAAUUCCAUCGCCUCCCGUUAUCCACUUCAUCCGAAUUAAUUUCUCACCAGAUGAAAGUUUUUGGAUGAAUUUUCAAAUGGGUAGCAACGAUUCCUCAGGAUCUGUUUUACUAGGAUUCCGAGAUCGUCAUUC